Molecule: messenger RNA, 867 nt
Organism: Xylona heveae TC161
Lineage: Eukaryota; Fungi; Ascomycota; Xylonomycetes; Xylonales; Xylonaceae
Exons: 1
Biological process (GO): DNA alkylation repair; DNA repair
Cellular component (GO): nucleus
Molecular function (GO): dioxygenase activity
Source: RefSeq, a predicted model, not a curated record
AUUGGUGAAGGCGAUUCUGAAAUAUUGCGAGACUUUUUGCCUGCGGAGGUAUUAGAUGGUGCGUUUGAUAGCAUCAAAUCCGAAGUCAAAUGGCAGACAAUGCAGCACCGUGGUGGCGAAGUACCCCGUCUUGUUGCGGUCCAGGGAAUGGUGCGGGAUGAUGGGUUUGUUCCCAUUUACCGCCAUCCUGCGGACACUCAACCUGGUCUUUCACCAUUUUCUCCGACAAUUGCCCGCAUAAAAGAUGAGGUGGAGGGAAAAAUUGGACAUGAGGUGAACCAUGUGCUUAUCCAACUUUACCGUCGUGGACAAGACAAUAUUUCUGAGCAUUCAGACAAAACCAUGGACAUAGCUCGAGAAUCGAAAAUUGUGAAUGUAAGUCUCGGAGCUCAGCGGACAAUGGUGUUGCGGACCAAAAAGGGCACAACGGAUGGCCAAUUCCGCCAAACGCCACCAGAUCAGAACCCUCCUUCUCGAAAGAUUCAAAGAGUCAUUCUCCCUCACAACUCGAUGUUUGUUCUAGGGGCAAUGACGAAUAUGCGAUGGUUGCAUGGUAUCCGCCCGGACAAACGGGAGACGUUUCUCAAGUCUGAUGCAGAAAAAGCAUUUGGGGGCGAAAGGAUAUCGUUGACAUUUCGAAAGAUAAGCACGUUUACUGAUACAAAUCUGCAAGUAAUAUGGGGACAAGGCGCGCGUGGUAAAACAAAGGAGGAGGCAGAGCCGGUCAGCGUGGGAGGAACGACGGAAGCGGAAGAAAUGAUUAUCGCUUUUGGAAAGGAGAACCACCAAAGCGAGUUCGAUUGGGAUCAGAAUUAUGGAAAAGGCUUCAACGUGCUCGAUGUAGUUGAUGUAUCCUCCAUCAGUUGA